Molecule: messenger RNA, 3150 nt
Organism: Aspergillus brunneoviolaceus CBS 621.78
Lineage: Eukaryota; Fungi; Ascomycota; Eurotiomycetes; Eurotiales; Aspergillaceae
Product: acetyl-CoA synthetase-like protein
Exons: 2
Coding region: 1-3150 (1049 amino acids)
Source: RefSeq, a predicted model, not a curated record
AUGACAGACAUUCCAUCUUCGAAGAUAGCCCACCUCAAUCUUGCCACAGAAUAUGAUAUCAAACAAUUCAAGAAGUGGCACGCGGACCUGACCCCAAGAUCACCGGGAACAAUCCAUGGAUUGAUCAAUCGACACUACCGAUCAACCCCUGAGAACAUUGCGAUACGCAGCACCACUGAGAAACUUACAUUCCAGCAGCUUGGCGAGAUGUCUGCGGCAAUUGCCCACGAGCUAGCGGCCAGAGGCAUCAAACCAGGCAGCAGAGUCGCAGUCUACCUGGAAAAGUCCGCAUGGGCGAUUGUAGUCAUCAUAGGUGUCCUGCGUGCAGGAGCAGCUUUAAUUCCGCUCGAUGCUUCAUGUCCGGGGGACCGACUGGCCUAUAUUGCCCAGAAAACGGAAAUCCAAGCAUUGAUCACCCAGACAAAGCUCACCGACAGAAUCAGCGAGUCCGUUCGUCAGAACAUCGAGGUCAUCACACUCCCCAGCCUAAUGCAGCUACAAGCCCCAGAGGGCUGGCACACGGAGACGGCCAACGACCCUUGGCAGGUUGCGUAUAUCAUGUUCACGUCCGGAAGUACAGGUAAGCCCAAAGGCGUGGUGCAUAUACACCAAGCAGUCGCUGGAGGCUUGCAAGAUGUUACCGAGGCCUUGCACAUGGGCUCGGAUACACCCCAACUGCAAUAUGCUUCGUUUUCAUUUGAUGCCAGCAUUCUGGAGAUUUUUGGGCCUUUGAUUGUUGGGGGGACUGUUUGUGUUCCAUCGCCGGAAGAAAAGGUAGAGGACCUGCAAUCAGUUAUGCGCAAGCUCGAAGUCACAGAUGCCACCUUGACUCCAGCAGUGGUCGCCCAGCUCGAGCCAGCAAGCUUGCCUUCGCUCAGAGAAAUUUCCAUCGGAGGCGAUGCGCCAAGCUCAAACAUUCUUCGCAAUUGGUCUCGACACGUCACGCUCAAUAACCUAUACGGCACCACAGAAACAUCCGUGUGGGAUACGAUCAAGACCGGCAUGAAGUCAGACGAUCACCCUAAGAGUAUUGGGAGAGGCAUCCGAGCCAAUUGCUGGGUUGUGGAUCCAGACAACGUGGAAAGGUUACUCCCCAUCGGCGCUAUAGGCGAGCUACUCAUUCAGUCUCCAUAUCUCGGGAAGGGUUACCUGGACGAACCAGACCAGACUUCAUCAGCAUUCAUUGAAACUCCGAAGUGGUAUGCUCACUUCCAAGACACCGCAGGGGUUCCAAUGUAUAGAACCGGUGAUCUUGCUAGGCUCGAUGCUGAGGGCGAUGCCAUCUUUAUUGGUCGCGAGAGCGGCUUCGUUAAAAUCCGCGGCAUGCGUGUUGAGCUGACUGAGAUCGAGAGAGUCAUUGAAUCCGUGAUCGCUCCGCGUAAAGCUGCAGUCGUCCUGGCCAGCAUUAUGGCUUACGUCGAGACUCCGCAUGAUAUCAUUCCGUCGUUGGCUGACGACAUGCAUGCGGCACUGAAAGGACAAUUGCCUUCGUAUAUGAUAUCCACGGUAUUUAUACCCAUCGGGUUAAUCCUAUUGACCGAGUCGAAAAAGAAAGAUAGACAGCGUUUGCGUGCAUCAAUUUCUCGAAUGAACGGCACAGAGCUAGUUGCGCACAGACCAGGAGCCUCUUCCAUGACACAGUGGGAGAAGAUCGAUCCGAGAAGAGAGUUCGCCGUCAAGCUUAGCAACAUAGUCGCAGAUAUAUUAGAAGCCAGACAGGAUCCUGUCGCUGAGUGUCUCCGAGAUCAUGACUUUCCGGUCUCAAGUGUAGGGCUUAAUUCCGUUGAAACGGCGCAACUAACCGGGAUCAUGCGACGAGACUGGGGAAUGGAAAUCAAGGUUGAAAAACUGCAGGAGCCAGGAUUGACAAUCGGGCGACUUGAAGAAUUAUUCCACAGUAACGCCGGAGCGGCUGACAAUGAGACGGCAGUGGAUAUCCUCGACGAGCUAAACCAUAUCCUACCGCAAAUAAACUUGGUGCCUCACCACACCAAGAAGACCAUAUUUGUGACAUCAAUUACCGGGUUCCUUGGAAGUCAAGUGCUGCGCUGUCUACUAGCGGAUCCCAAUGUCGGACAUAUCGUAGGGUUAGUCCGGGCAAAAGAGAUAUCCGAAGCCGAGCAAAAGAUCCAAUAUCAUGCUGAGAUCGGUGACUGGUGGACGGGAAGUCUGGACCCGCGUGUCGAGAUCUGGCUUGGAGACUUGAGCAAGAAAAGACUGGGGCUGUCUGCUGAAAAAUGGAAGUGCCUCACUGGAGAGUUGAGCGAGACCCGAAUUGAUGGCAUUAUCCACAGCGGAGCGAGAGUCAACUGGCUUGACUCUUAUGAGAGUCUCCGACCGGCUAAUGUCGACAGUACCGUGGAGGUUCUUUCUGCUGUGGCGAUGCGAUCCAGCCCAUGUGCUCUGACCUAUGUCUCAGGCGGGUAUCUUCCAGCAGCGGAUGAAUCAAAAAAAGACAUCGCGAGGAAGCUUGAGCAUGCCAGUGGAUAUGAUCAGACCAAGAUGUUGUCGAGGCUGUUAGUGGAGCAGUACAACGACAACGUCUACAGGCUUGAGGACCCAUAUCUUCCAACCGCUCAGACGAUUCAGCCUGGCUAUAUUGUUGGAACCAGGACCGAGGGUGUCGCUCAUACGGAGGACUUUCUGUGGCGGCUUGCGUCCAGCAUUCUCAGUCUUGGCGCGAUCAGCGAGGAUUUGACCGACGCGCACAUUCCUGUAGCUGGCGUUGAUCAGAUUGCACGAUUGGUAGUCGAGAGCACAACUAGAAGGACACCCCAGUCUAAGCGUGACGUCGACUGCUGGGAUGGGCUCACGCUAGGUGAGCUAUGUGCGAUACUGCAGCGGGAGACGGGGAUUACGGUGAAGACCACGCUACACGACGAGUGGAUGCGCGCACUAAGCUCAGACGUCAGUUCUAGAUCCGACCAUCCAUUUCUUCCGGUGCUGCAGUGGUUUGAAGACAACCAGUGGCAGUUUGCGAGCAAUGUGGUGGAUGAUUCUCAUGAGCCAGUCUUUGAGCGGGAGGAGAUUGUGGAGGCCCUUGUCAGAAGCGUAUCAUAUCUGGUGGAGACUGGAUUCCUGCCUUGCAAAGACAAGAGGAAGAAACCAGAAGGGAGUGGAAAGAUGCCGAGAUUCAAGAGAAGUAACUAG